UUAUUAUUAGUUUUAUAACUACUACUGUCAAAAAUGAAAAGAUCAAAAAGAAAUCUCAUGAUAAAAUAGUUAUUGUGAUUUCUCUCAAGAGUAAGAAUAUGUCCUUUAGAAUAGUUAAGCAUGGCACAUCCUCAGCCUUUGAUCAGCGAGAAACAUGUCUAUUUAGUAAACAACAAAAAUAUUAAACCUAAAGCCGUUGGGAAAGCAAUUACAUUAGUAAUACCUAGGUGGUUGUACUGCUAUUUACCUCUUAUAUUUGCUGCUGUUUCAAUAUUUGCCUCAUGGGCCAUAACUACAAGAAGCAAAUACUUACUGGAACAGACUUUGGAAGAAAAAGUAGGUUUACUUGGCUGGAAAGCAGUUGACCUUUUUUUGACUUAUGACAAAGAUGGUGAUCUUCAACUCAGCUUAGAUGAAGCAGCUCAGCUUUUGCUACUGGUCUCUGGACAGGAUAAUGAGACAGAAACUGCAGAUGUACUUCCUGAUGAAGAUUUUGUUACAAUUCAAGCUCGUUUUAUUCCACUAAAUAUUUCUACAAUGACUCGCAAUUGGGAUCCUGUUUUAGGUGUUGCCAAUGAUUCUUUUAGUGGACUUUUUAGUUGGCUGUCUCCUGCAUUUACAGUUAAAGAGUUUGGAGUUUCCAAGUUUUUAGAUUUAUUGCCUCUUGACCUCAAAAAUUUACCUCCACCAGGUACUGUAUACACCAUAACCCCCGUUAAAACUUCAAAUUAUCUGGAACCACAAAUGCCUAGUAACCGUUACUACCCACCACGUGUAAAAGAUCGAGGUCUGUUUGUGCAUCGGUUGCUUUCAAUGUUCCAUCCCCGUCCAUUUUUAAUCAUGCGAUCAGAUCCUCAAGGAAUAGUUGGCUGUGUAAGGGCUUACAAUGAGAAAUUUAUUGAAGUUUUUUUCAGAAUGCAUGUAGAGUUCCAGUUAAAUGAACCACCUCUGCUUCCUUUUUGGUUCACUCCAUCACAGUUCAGCGGUCGACUUCAUGUUGCUAGAGAUUUAUCAAGUGUCAAGUACUUUGAUUUGUAUGUGCCGAACAAUAGAAGGCUGAAUGUUGACAUGGAGUGGUUGACAGACAAAGAUGAUCCAGAGAAUAUGGAAGUAGACAUUGGCUACAUGCCACUGAUGGAGUUGAAGCUAGUCAAUCCUGGCACUGAGGUACAAGCAAAUAAAUUAAGUUUUAAAAAACAAAUUGAUUUUCAAGGCGGUACAGCUUUACCUCCAAUAACUAAGUGGGAUGCUGAAAUAUCUGAAGAAGAAGCAAAUAAAGCUUUAGAAUUAAGGAUGUUCCCAUUUAAGCAAAUAAAAUACUACAACCUGUCAGAAGUGGUUGACCAGGCACUAUCAGAGAAUAAACUUAUGCAUACAAUAUUGCUAUGGGGAGCUCUGGAUGAUCAGAGCUGCUGAGGUUCAGCGCGGACCCUCAGGAGCACUGCUCUUCAGGAUCCGCAGGUUAUGAAUUUGUUAGCAAAGCACUUUGUCAGCUCGUGGUCAUUGAAAGUUGACAUAGAAGCAUAUGCUGCAGAUGUGUCGCUCCCUUAUUCUUCACUAGCUGCAUCUUUUUUAAAGCUGUAUGAAUUUCCUGUAACUAUAAUAAUAGCGCAUAGUAAUGGAUCAAUUGUACACAUGGCUAAUGCCAAUGACUUGCUUGCUGUUGGUUCAAAUAUUGGUGACACUAUUCUUUCAGAUCCCUUUCCUUACAAUUAUCUUCAGUUUCUGAAAGAAGGCAUCAAGCUAGCCGAGAAGAUCUCAUAAAUUGAUUUGAUCCAAGUCUCAAGAAAAGUAAAUUCUAAUUUCAUGCCCACCUUGAAUUAAAUUAAAACAUAAGUAUUGUUUUAUUUUUUUUUAAAAACAAUAUGCAACACAUCCA
This is a messenger RNA of Physella acuta, 1879 nucleotides long. RefSeq names its product selenoprotein N-like. The record is from RefSeq and is a predicted model, not a curated record. Gene Ontology annotation, biological process: calcium ion homeostasis; skeletal muscle fiber development. NCBI's taxonomy places the organism in Eukaryota, Metazoa, Mollusca, Gastropoda, Physidae. Gene Ontology annotation, cellular component: endoplasmic reticulum membrane.